CGCGUCGUCGUGCAUGUCCGGCCCAAUCUCCUCAUUUGUCACUUCCUCUCACGAAACCCUAAACCCCACUGAAAUUUUCCUGUCCCUUUCGUUGUUUCUUCUCACUAAUUAACUGUACUUUCUUGUCCAUGUUCGUACGCGGCUAUGGCUCUCUUCGCAUGGCCGCCACAUAAGUUCGACACCCGUCCACAUGCAUGCCCCUCUUCGUUCACUAUAUAUGCAUUUUCUUUCAUUCCUCACAUUCUUCAGUGUACGGUUAGGAAAAACAGCACAACCCGGCCACCACCUGAAAAUUAAUGACAAUGAGUGGAAAACUAUUGCCUUUACUUGUUUUUCUUUUCUGUUCGGUUCUUGUGUUUGCAUCUGUGGGUUUGGGCAAAGAAGACCCAGAGCUGAAACAGUGCAAGCACCAAUGCAAGGUGCAGCAGCAGUUUGGCAGGAGUGAGAAGCAAGAGUGUUUGGAUAGGUGUGACAGGUACUAUAAGGAGAAGCAGGAGAGGAGAGACAGGGACGUGGAAGGGGUGGAUCAAGAGGACGCGUGGAACCCUGAGAGUCCCCAGAGGAAGCUGAGGGCAUGCGAGAGGCAGUGUGAGCAGAGAGGGAGGGAGGAGGAGAGGAGGGAGUGUCAGAGGCAGUGUCUGGAGGAGUUCAGGAGGGAGGAGGAGAAGCAGCGUGGUGGCGGUGGAGGACGGGAUGGGGUGGUUGAGAAUAAGAGGGAUCCUGAGGAGCAGUUCAGGAGGUGCAAGGAAGGGUGUGAGAGACAGAGAGGAGGGCAGGAGGUGCAACGGCGGUGCGUGGAACGGUGUGAGAGGGAAUACAGACAGCAUCAAGGUAGGGAAGAGGAAAGAGGAGGUGGUCGUGGUGUUGAGCAAGAGAACAAGAAGGACCCUGAGGCUGAGGAGCAAUUCCGUCACUGCAAGGAGCAGUGUCAGCGACAGCGAGCAGGGCAAGAGCAGCACCAGCGCUGCCGUGAACGGUGCGAGAGGGAGUACGAACAACGUCAGAGACGGGGAGAGGGUAAUCCCAGGCGCGAAGAAGGCAGAGAAGAGUGGGAAGAAUCUGAGGGGCAGCAAGAGAGAGAGCCUUAUGUGUUCGAGGACCAACAUUUCACUACUAAAAUUGAAACCCAACAUGGAAGAGUGAAGCUUCUGCAGAACUUCAAGGAGAGAUCAAAGCUUCUUCGCGGCAUCGAGAAUUAUCGCGUGGCGGUUCUCGAAGCUGAUCCUCAGACCUUCAUAGUUCCUAACCACUGGGACGCUGAGGCUAUCAUCUUUGUUGCAAAGGGAAGAGGAUCGAUAAGCCUGGUUCGCCACGAUAAGAGGGAGAGCUUUAACCUUAACAGUGGAGAUGUCUUGAGAGUUCCGGCAGGCGUUACCGUUUAUCUGAUCAACAGAUCUAACAAUCAACAGCUUGUUUUAGUCAAGCUCCUUCAGCCUGUCUCCACUCCCGGUCAUUUUGAGGCGUUUUUUGGCCCGGGAGGGGAAGACCCAGAGUCCUAUUACAGGGCAUUCAGCACUGAGCUUCUUGAGGCUGCUCUGAAUACGAGGAGGGACAGGCUUGAGAAGAUAUUUGGGCAGCAGAGGCAGGGGGUCAUCAUCAAGGCAUCCCAAGAGCAAAUCAGAGCCAUGAGCCGCCACGAGGAAGGCGGAAUCUGGCCGUUUGGCGAGAAAUCGAAAGGCCCCUUCAACCUCUUCCACAAGCGUUCCUCCCUGUCUAACCAGUACGGGCAACUCUACGAGGCCGAUCCCAGCGACUGCAGGGAUCUUGAUGAACUCGACUUGGGCGUUGGUUUCGCCAACAUUUCUGAAGGUGCCAUGAUCACUCCUUACUACAACUCAAGGGCCACAAAGAUUGCUAUAGUGACUAAUGGAGAAGGCUACUUUGAGAUGGCAUGUCCUCACUUGUCCUCGCCGGAGUUUGGCGGCGAAGGAGGCAGGCAGCACGGUGGUGGCCGCCACCAAGGCAGGACCAGCCCAAGCUACCACAAAGUGAGGGCACAGCUCAGGCGCGGCAUGGUGUACGUCGUCCCCGCCGGUCAUCCAGUUAUCACGGUCGCCUCCGACAACCAGAACCUGGAGAUCCUCUGCUUCUAUGUCAACGCCAGGAACAACGAGAAGUUCCUCCUGGCGGGGCGGAGGAACAUAAUCAAUCAGCUGGAGAGGGAGGCCAAGGAGUUGGGUUUCGGUCUCCCGGCGAGGGAGGUGGAUGAGGUGUUCAGGAGCCAAGAGGAAGAGUUCUUCCUGCAGGGACCUCGCCAACAGAGACACCACGAGGGGCGUGCCGAGGCUUGAGAGUUGAAGGGGUUUUUUUUUACAGUUG
Rhododendron vialii is the source of this 2319-nucleotide messenger RNA. RefSeq names its product vicilin Cor a 11.0101. NCBI's taxonomy places the organism in Eukaryota, Viridiplantae, Streptophyta, Magnoliopsida, Ericales, Ericaceae. The transcript has 7 exons. Bases 297 to 2291 code for a protein of 664 amino acids. The record is from RefSeq and is a predicted model, not a curated record.